This is a messenger RNA of Lineus longissimus, 2850 nucleotides long. RefSeq lists its product as uncharacterized. Lineage: Eukaryota; Metazoa; Nemertea; Pilidiophora; Heteronemertea; Lineidae. Gene Ontology annotation, cellular component: membrane. The record is from RefSeq and is a predicted model, not a curated record. Bases 21 to 1649 code for a protein of 542 amino acids. Gene Ontology annotation, biological process: transmembrane transport. Gene Ontology annotation, molecular function: transmembrane transporter activity. The transcript is spliced from 11 exons.
GCAGUGUGAAACCCGAAGCGAUGUCCGAUCCAGAAAGGCAACCCCUGCUCAGCCGAUCUCCAGUAGUAGAGCCAUCGCGGCGACGGAGUCUUGGCUGUCUCUUGGCGAUCUCCUUCCUCCAAUUUAUCUCCACAAAUGGAAUCCUUUCUUACAUAUACCAUGAUUUUAAUCUAUUCCAUUUGGAAGUGAGGCAAGCGCCCGGUGUCUUAGUCGGUGCAGCAGUGCUAUUCUACACUAUGCCAGUGUGCAUUGGUCUCUACGCUGAUGUCAUAGUUGGGAAGUACACUACGCUGUUCUUCGGUCUCUGUCUUAAGGCCCUAGCGUCUCUUCUUUCAUUCGUUGUGGUUCUGUGCUUAUAUGCGUGGCAAGAAGAAGUGGAUGCAAUCGCUUUGAAUAUGCGCGGCUCAGCUCCAUUGGAUUCUGCACAAUUGAUACAGCUCAAAUUCCUCGUUGCUUCUUUGAGCGCAAGUGUUGUCAUGUUUCUCGCCGGCAUCAGCAUGAUUGUUCCGUCUGUUCUGACUCUUGGAUCCCAGCAGAUAAACCAGCAAACGGAAUCGCAGGCUUCCUUUAUUAGAUGGGUUUUGAUGGCUGUUUCGGCCGGCACCAUCAUAGAAUACUUCCUAUUAAGUAAUUACGAUAUCUACAUGCCACAUACCCCACUCUGGUUGCUACACCAUCCACAAAUUGUACGACAUGCAGCAAAUGUAACACUGGAUGCACUGUCACUAGCAGUAUUCCUCUUUGGAAAGCGCUCGUACAUCAAACGGUCUCCUGCUGAAGGGCUAAGAUCACUCACGAAUUUGGUCCAAAUUGUGAGAAACCGUAUCACGUGUCUUUCAUCACGCCGUCACUACGAUACAAAUGACACAAGUCUGCGCAUGCGUACCGUACAAGAUGUCGUGAACAGUUGCACAUUGGAAAGACUUCGAAUUCGAAAGGCUGUCAUCACGAUUCCACUGUUCUCUGUAGUUGCUGUAUCGGUCGUUACACCUUAUGCUUUCCACUUGGUGACAGACACAAAUGUCAGUUUUUUCAACCAAGGUGAGAUCCGCACACUUAAUUUAGUCAGGAACAUACAGCUUGCCGUUUUUCUACCAAUCGUGCCGUUAAUGGAGUUAGCAAUAAGGAAAUGUAGACACCCCUUGUGGCAGAAUAACUUAGUUAACCUCCUAAAGACAUUAGGUUUUGGUAUGCUCCUAAACGUAGUUUCCCCGCUGACGACCGGUGUGAUAGCGUCAAUAAUGCCCAAUCGUGAUCUUAUGGGUAUAUCUUCGAUGUAUGUCCUCCCGCAGAACAUUAUUUUUGGACUAGCCUCAUUCCUGACAUACAGUGCAAUUAUAACGUUCUGGCUGACUGAGUGCCCGACUGGUUUAUCUACCUUUGUGGCAGCCAUCGGCGUCAACUUCUCUUUUCUCGCCUUCCCCCUUUUCAUAUUGUUAAAAGCAGCAGUAGAUUUGAAAAAUAUGGUGCCCUACACGGAUAUUGUUUGUUACGUCUACGCGGGCAUCCUUUUAGCAAUGCUUGUUCUUAUCUACAUUCCGGUUGCCAUCUGGUACGUACGGGCUAGCAGGGCUAUUGAUAUAGCACUGAAGGAACAAGAAGACAGCGAGACAAAUGACCAGGCGAGGUCCGGGCAUAUUGAAACAUAAUGGCCCUCACUCACCAUUCACCACAUUGGGUGAUAUGAACUAAGACUAGUAAUUGCUUUUAUUUUAGUUUGGCACAGGAAUGCCAACUGUCAAUGAAUUAAACAUAUUUCUGUAUAGAGCAUUUACUUGUUUUUAUUCAAGAGCAUUUACUUGUUUUUAUUCAAUGACUCAUCUUUGAAAGAGUAGCCGAUUUUGUUUAUACAAGAUUCAUAUUUAUAUCAAUAACGAGGAAAGCGAAAUCAAAAUCCAUGAACACACGUAUUAUUACCCAAGACGUUGAAAGUAAUUUUGAAAUAUCAAGGAAUGAUACAUGCUCGUGUCUGAAUGUGCUCUUACAUUGUAUUACAUGUACAUGUAUAUUGAUUUUUUAUCCUAGUCUUAUAUCGUUUUGUAGUAUGCUCAAUGAACUACAAAGUUGUACAUAUUAGUAAAAAGGAACUGAACUAAAUUUAAGUCGUCCGCUACGCAAUUAGUCAUGCACUGAUUAUGUCUGGAAUAUUAGUAUGAUCAUUGAACGUCAUAUUCAACUGACUAGGCAAGAUAUUCGGUGCGUUCGCAGUUACAUUGAACACCGUGAUUGUGAAAUGAUGAAACGGCAAAAACAUAGAUCUUGUCCUCUUUUUAACAACUUUCGAGGCAAUCAAUAGUAAGCUCUCACAUUCUGAAAAAAACUAUUCGUAAAUCCUUUCAAUGAGCUGAUAAACGAGGUUACUUACAAACAUGUUUUAUCACGAUUUCAUGAUCAUGAUAUUCCUGGUUUGUCCGAUAGCGUAGGCUAUGAGACAGAAACUGAUAUUACUUUAUUGAGGUGGCCAUCACGCAGAAAUAACAAAUUUUGUGUCAAGUGUGAUCCGACUGUUAUGCCUUUUAUGUCAAAUUCUAAGCCCGGGGUCGAUCUUCCCUUCCUUAAUAGAUGACCGUGAAGAUAGUUCAAGGGCAGUGCACUUAAGUUUUCAUCCUGAGAUCAGGUGCUAUACUUACCAAGGGUGAGUAUAUUGAAAAACACUGGUUACGUCAGGAUGUUUAGCUUUGAACAUGUUUCUUUCCCGUUUUAUUCUAUAUUUAGUCGUACAAAUGGAAACUUUUGAAGUACACUUAACCUUUGCGGUAUACCAUACCAAGUAAAUAGAAAAUAAAUCCUAUCAUACAUAUUUUGAAUUUUUAUUCAAAAAGCCAUACAAUGAAAUUCAGUUAUUGACAA